UUCGGGUCUCGAUUGCAAUUAGGCGAAACCCCAUUCUCCGAGAGACGAAAAAAAUUCUGACGGAUCUUUUUGCUCUCGAAAUACACAGAGACAGAGGGAGAUGACGAGAGCGCGGAGAGAAAAAACACCAGUAGCUACCAAGGAAGAAGAAGAAGACGCGAAGUAGACACAAUCCGCAAACAAUGCGUCGCGAUUUGUCUCGUUUCGUUCAGCUAAGAUGCCUUAUUUUUCUUUUUGUGGCUGCUAUCAUCAUUUUUCUCGCUUUCCCAACCUCUCACCCGGCUGAAGAUAAGGAGGAAGAGGUGCCUGAAAUUACUCAUAGAGUAUUCUUGGAUGUUGAUACUGAAGGGCAGAGAAUCGGUAGAAUAGUUAUUGGAUUGUAUGGUCAGGUUGUUCCAAAAACUGUCGAAAAUUUCAGGGCUUUAUGCACAGGGGACAAAGGCAAGGUUGCCAGUGGAAAGAAGCUCCACUAUAAAGGAAAACCGUUUCACCGUAUUGUUUCUGGUUUCAUGAUCCAAGGUGGAGAUAUUGUUUCUGGAGAUGGGAAAGGAAGCGAAUCUAUUUAUGGUGGCACAUUUCCUGAUGAAAAUUUCAAGAUAAAACACUCGCAUGCAGGUGUUGUUUCCAUGGUAAACUCAGGACCUGAUUCUAAUGGCUCACAGUUCUUCAUAACCACAGUCAAAACCGGCUGGCUGGAUGGGGAGCAUGUUGUCUUUGGCAAGGUUAUUGAAGGAAUGGAUACUGUAUAUGCAAUAGAGGGGGGAGCUGGGACCUAUAGUGGGAAACCUCGGAAGAAGGUUGUUAUUGCAGACUCAGGGGAGAUACCCAAGAGCAAGUGGGAUGAAGAAAGUUGACAAGUUCACCAACUAGUUUGUAGCAAUAGCAGCAACUCCAUGGUAUGACCGUGCAAAGGUUCUUCAGAUAUUUGAGCUGUGUUGUAAAAUGUUCAAGUCAAUUUAGGUUGUGCAUGGUUUUUUAGAUUAAGUUUAGGCCUUUAUUGUUGGCUAAUAGUGUCAUGUAUUUUGAAGCUGUUACUGAUAUAUAGAAAUUCUCAUUUUGUAAA
This is a messenger RNA of Macadamia integrifolia, 1063 nucleotides long. RefSeq names its product peptidyl-prolyl cis-trans isomerase CYP21-1. Gene Ontology annotation, molecular function: peptidyl-prolyl cis-trans isomerase activity. NCBI's taxonomy places the organism in Eukaryota, Viridiplantae, Streptophyta, Magnoliopsida, Proteales, Proteaceae. The record is from RefSeq and is a predicted model, not a curated record. The transcript is spliced from 7 exons. Gene Ontology annotation, biological process: protein peptidyl-prolyl isomerization. Gene Ontology annotation, cellular component: intracellular membrane-bounded organelle. The coding region runs from base 183 to 854 and encodes 223 amino acids.